Symbiodinium natans is the source of this 717-nucleotide messenger RNA. The record is from the annotation of a GenBank genome assembly. NCBI's taxonomy places the organism in Eukaryota, Dinophyceae, Suessiales, Symbiodiniaceae.
AUGCAAAGCUUGACGAAAGUGCCGGCUGUUGCCCUGAUGUUGCCCAUGCCGCUCUCCGCUGAUGCGCAAGAGGCGUUGGACGACAUCAAGCAAGCAGGCGACGAGCAGAGAAAGCAUGGUGGUGAGAUCCUCAUCGCUGCUGAGACUAGUUACUGGGACAGCCCCAGAAUGCUCUACAUCCUCAAGACAAAAGCCGUCGACACCGAAAGCCCCAUAGCGCAGUUGCAGAAGUUCCUCGAGGUGGUCGCUGAAGCCACAUUGCCCGUAAAGGCGCCCGACGGGCCCUGGCUGUGGUCAUUGCAAGAGCCCGAUGUCGCCGCAGCUCUGCUGGUGUGCGAGGUGGUGAACGAUUCAGAAUGUUGGUUCUGGCGGCUUCUUCGAACACUACGUAUCCUCACGCCCAUUUGCCUUCAAGAGCAGCAGCGCCACGUGAAGGAGCAGUAUGCUCCAUCCACCACCUAUGUUCUGGCGUGGUUGAAUCAGUACACGCAGGGAAUUUGGCCUUUGCUGGUGGUGUCGGUACCUUUUGCUUUUGUAAACCCUGAGCGACUGGACACGGUCAGCUGGGAGUUCUACACACUUCAGGUGAUUGUGAUGGUUUGGGCCAUGUUCAUGAUCGCUCGCAGCCGACAUCGCACGCAGUUUGUCCAGUCCUAUGAAGCUGGAGAGAGCAGGACCUUUGCAGCUGCUAACCUGUUUCAGGUCGCCAUUACGUGA